This is a messenger RNA of Rotaria sordida, 315 nucleotides long. Lineage: Eukaryota; Metazoa; Rotifera; Eurotatoria; Philodinida; Philodinidae. The record is from the annotation of a GenBank genome assembly.
UAAUUAUUAGCAACUGAUACAGAUCUCGCUCGUUCUCCACCAGGUUCAUAUGAACAAAAUUGGCCACCAGCAAAUCAAAAAGAAUUCUCACAAACAGAUAAACCACCAUUUUUACCACCACAUCUACUUAAUAUCAUUCUUAAUAAAGAUACAGCAGCACAUUAUGAACCAGCUUUAUUACCAGAACCAAAUCAUGUCAUGUUAAAACAUCUUUAUGCAUUAUCCAUUCGUGACGGAGUUAUGGUACUAAGUACAACAACACGUUACAGACAUAAAUUUGUUACAACAUGCUUCUAUAAACCGACAAGCAAAUAA